CUGACAGUGACAGACGUCAGUUAUAUGUUGAUGUUGUUUGUUGUGUAGGCUUUUAACAAUAAUUCCUUAGUUUCUUUAUUAUUUCGUGCACUUUAUAUAAUAUGUUUUACUUAAAAAUUCUUUCCCUUUCUAAGUGUUUGGUGAAACUAUAACCGUUAAUAUUGUACAUACAUAUUCCACAUCAGUACACUUUGGCCCAAUUUUCAGCCAUUAUAUCAGGAACCGCUUGAACUACAGGAUUGAGUUUUUGUACACAUAUUACCAGUAUUGCUAUUUUUUGGGCGUAAAAUGGACGCAAGUGAAAUAAAAUUUGAAGGAAAUGGCGGCACAACAUUCAAUAGUGAAGAAUACUGUGACUCAAAAACCGAGUCAUCUGCUCGCCUAGACCAUGACAUAGAGGAAAAAUCGAUACUUGAAAUGGAUCAGAUUUGCUGGACAUGCUUGAAUACCAAAAAUGUCAAUUACAUGAAGGAUACAUGUAUUGGAGAUGCAAAUAGUUUACAACUGUAUGAAGAAAUUGCGAACAUUAAGAUCGGUUCCGAUUCUAACGAGUCUAUGCAAAUGAUGAUGAUAUGUACAAAUUGUUCUAUUAAAUUAGGAAAAGUUAACAGCUUUAUUAAAAUGGCGCAAUUCCAUUACACGAUAAUGGAAGAAGCAGCAAAUCAGAUUCAGAAACUGAAUGCACAAUGUGAUUUUAAUUGGGUGGAUUACAAUGUGAAGAAAACUGCUAUAUUGAGAAAUGCAUUGAGUAACAAAAAGAUCCUAGACGACACAAAUAUUCUUAAAAUCGAGCGUGAUAAUGGAGACCAAAAAGGAAAUAAAAACGAACAAGACGAGAAUGUUGAUUGCAUGUCUAGCAUAUAUUAUCGUAGUGAAUCUUCUGAUGAUGACAUUCCUUUAUCAGAGAAAUUAAAAAUUUUGGUAAACCCAACACCAGAAACACUAAAAUUUAACAUUAAAUCUCGGAAACGCACCAGAAGGAAGAACAUUUCACCCAAGAGAAAAUACGUUAGGAAAAGUAAAGAAAAUUUACCAGAUAACAACAUAGACACAGAAAAUGAAAAUGCUUCCGAUAUAAAGGAAGUUUUAGAUUUACCAGAUGUAUGUCCUUUGUGUCUGAAGCAAAUUAGAUAUUUGAAUAAACAUUUACAAUCGAAACAUUGUCUCGACUGGCAGAAUUGCAUAUGCUUGAAAUGUGAAUAUCACAAUAAGAACACAAGGGAAUUAAUUGAACAUUGCCAUACAUGUUCGAAAAAUGAGGAGUUAAUAGAACUAAAGUCGGAAUGUAAUGAAAGCAUUUGUGAAAAAGACUUCCAUGACUCCGAUUUGGAUUCUGACCAAAGGGAAGACUUUGACUAUAAACCGCACAUGGGAAGUUCCAUGAAACGUCCUUCUGGUAAGACGAGUCCAUGUUACUUUAACUAUAAUUGUAAUAAAUGUGAAAACGUUGCAUUUGAUCACUACGAGGGGAUUGAGGCACAUUUAAAGUUGGUUCAUUCAACGGAAUCAGACUGUAUUCUUUGUAAAACACAGUUUGCCAGCCACUUCAGUGCUUUAUACCACAUAAUUGUUAAACAUGGCCGUCUGAAAUGCUGCAGAUUGUGUUUAAUUGGUUUCAAGAGUGCAGCCGAACUUCAUGCACAUUAUAAAUCGGAGGAGCAUAACACUAAAUGUGCAGUAUGUGGAGAACAGUUUAAAAACAGAAAAGCUGUGUAUGAACACCGAAGAAAAAAACAUCUAAAUCCGCAAGAGGAAAAUCAGAAAUAUAAAUGUCCGGAUUGUCCCAAAGAGUUCUCCAACCCUCAUAAUAUAAAUAGACAUAGAGCGGUUGCUCAUAACGAUUUGCGAUUUCUAUGUGAUACAUGCGGACAAAGCUAUACAACAAAGAGAAACCUCCGAUUACACAUUCUCAAAUUCCACGAAGGAGUACCAGUGCAAAGCAAGUCAACAAAAAAGAAUUUCUUCUGUGAAUCGUGUGGUAGAGAACUGAGGAUAUUUCAUAAAUACGCCAUCGCUUUACAUCGAGCGAAACACAAGGGACAUAACUUUGUUUGCAAAAAGUGUUAUGAAUCAUUUGCAACCGAAGAAGAAUUCAAAAGACACGUUGAAGAAAUGGGGCAUGAAUUAUUUGUAUGUGAUAAAUGCCCAUCGCAAUUUGUAAGAGAAGAGAACUUCAAACUUCAUUUAAAGAAUCAUGAUGCGCCCGGCUGGAAUAAAAACAUGUUUGCCACUUGGGGAAAAUCUGCACAGUUGCGGAACGAAAAAGGUGAAUUUGUGUGUUGUCACUGUCCGAAAGUAUUUAAGGACAAGCAACGACUGGAUAAUCAUAUAAGGGUGCAUACAAAUGAGAGACCUUAUGUGUGCCACAUAUGUGCUAAAGGAUUCAAAACUUGGAUACAUCGUAAAACGCACCUCAACAUACAUUUAGGCAUUAAAAAGUGGACAUGUAAAUACUGUUCGAAAUCGUUCACGAAUUCCAGUACUUUAAAGGGACAUGAAAUGAUUCAUACUGGCGAGAGGCCCCAUAAUUGUCCAGAGUGUAAAAAAGGGUUUAUCACGAUAUCUGCCAUGAAAAAACAUCGAAUGACCCACUUUAAGACCUCUGAUGAAAAAAAGAAUAUAUCCCUAGAAAAAAGUGAUCUAAAAAGAGAUAGCGAACAGGAAAGCAUCGCAUAUAAAUACGACCAUAUCUUUGCUGAAAGCAAUGUCAGCUAUGAAAUGGUGGCUCCUAUUAAAGACACAACUGAGAUAUUUUACGUUUUUAAAUGUUGCACCGAAAUGUGAUUGUCGUGAGAAAGACGUUAGCAAAAAUUGAAGGCGAGUUGUUAAAUAAAAUACUCAAGACGACGUCGUAAAAUAAAUAUUUAAAUCAA
Molecule: messenger RNA, 2873 nt
Organism: Dendroctonus ponderosae (mountain pine beetle)
Lineage: Eukaryota; Metazoa; Arthropoda; Insecta; Coleoptera; Curculionidae
Product: zinc finger protein 585A-like
Exons: 17
Coding region: 289-2784 (831 amino acids)
Source: RefSeq, a predicted model, not a curated record